CCUGCACCCCAGGCUCGGCACCAUGUUUUUGGCCUCUGCCGCUUCACGUAUCUGACACGGCAAUUAGCGCGCUUGCUCCCGCCGGGGAGAACUUUGUCCGGUGCGGAGAGCCUCAACUCCCCGGGCAGCCACGUUGGUCCGCGCGCCCCACGGGGACAGGACACGCCCUCGGCGACAGCCCGCGGGCCCCAGCCUUGGGCAACCUCGGAUCCGGGCGGCCCGGCCCGGACUCUGCAGGCGGCGGCUCCGCUCCCGGCCGCACCUUCCCGCCCCACCCCGGACGCCCCUCGGCCGGCGCCCGCACAUGCUCUCGGCCACCAGGAGGGCCCGCCAGCUCCUGCACAGCUUCCUUCCCGUCUCCAGGAUGGGAGAGUCGGCCUCAAGGAUCGUCAGCCCCGAGGAGGCCCUGCCGGGGCGGGAGGAGCCGAUCUCGGUAGUGGCCAAACAUCAUGUCAAUGGCAACAGAACAGUGGAACCUUUCCCAGAGGGAACGCAGAUGGCUGUUUUUGGAAUGGGCUGUUUCUGGGGAGCUGAAAGGAAAUUCUGGGUCUUGAAAGGAGUGUAUUCAACUCAAGUCGGUUUUGCAGGAGGCUAUACUUCCAAUCCUACUUAUAAAGAAGUCUGCUCAGAAAAAACUGGCCAUGCCGAAGUUGUCCGAGUUGUGUACCAGCCAGAACACAUCAGCUUUGAGGAACUGCUCAAGGUCUUCUGGGAGAACCACGACCCAACCCAAGGCAUGCGCCAAGGCAACGACCAUGGCACUCGGUACCGCUCAGCCAUCUACCCGACCUCGGCCAAGCAAAUGGAGGCUGCCGUGCAGUCCCGAGAGGAAUAUCAGAAGGUCCUCUCAGAGCAUGGCUUUAGCUCCAUCACCACCGACAUCCAGGAGGGACAGACCUUCUACUACGCCGAGGACUACCACCAGCAGUAUCUGAGCAAGAAUCCCGACGGCUACUGCGGCCUGGGGGGCACCGGCGUGUCCUGUCCUCUGGGUCUUAAAAAAUAAAAUUUCUCCCCACACACACGGGGCCCUGGGGGUUUUGGCAAAAACACUUUCAAC
Messenger RNA from Nycticebus coucang (slow loris), 1060 nucleotides. RefSeq names its product methionine sulfoxide reductase A (gene MSRA). The transcript has 6 exons. The record is from RefSeq and is a predicted model, not a curated record. Gene Ontology annotation, cellular component: cytoplasm. Lineage: Eukaryota; Metazoa; Chordata; Mammalia; Primates; Lorisidae. Gene Ontology annotation, molecular function: peptide-methionine (S)-S-oxide reductase activity. The coding region runs from base 305 to 1006 and encodes 233 amino acids. Gene Ontology annotation, biological process: cellular response to oxidative stress.